Messenger RNA from Arachis duranensis, 957 nucleotides. RefSeq lists its product as uncharacterized. NCBI's taxonomy places the organism in Eukaryota, Viridiplantae, Streptophyta, Magnoliopsida, Fabales, Fabaceae. The record is from RefSeq and is a predicted model, not a curated record. The transcript has a single exon. Bases 54 to 869 code for a protein of 271 amino acids.
UCCAGUUUUCAGUAUCUCACACACACUUCAUAAAUUUUAGUUAUUAGUUCAACAUGGCGUUCCUAAUUAGUUCCCUGAAGCUCUUCUUGUUCUCCACGUGGCUCAUCUUCACCGCUUUGGGACUCAACCUCUCACUUCCAACCAUUACUUACUUCUUCUCCACCCACGUGCCUCUCACGUGGAAUCUCUGCCUCACGUACCUCAAGCCACCCUAUCUCUUCCUCCUCCUCAACGCCAUCAUCCUCUCUAUCGCCGCCUCCUCCAUCUUCCACCACCCUAUUCCUCCUCCGUCUCCUACUCACCAACCGCUUCAUUUUGCUUACGUCACCAAACCAUCCCCACCACUACAUCCGCCCUUAUCCAUACACCACGAUUAUCUUCCUGCUCUCGUCGACGUCAAGCCUGUCGUCGUUAACGGCAUCACAGCCGCGCCCGAAGAAGAGGAACAAUACAAAACGGCCACGGCGGAGUUGACGUGGACACCGACGCCGGAGACAGAGACGGCGGAGUUGACGUGGACACCGACGCCGGAGACAGAGACAGCGGAGUUGACGUGGACAUCGACACCGAAGACGGCUCCGUCGAUGGCGCCGACGAUGGAUGAGGUGUGGAAGGCGAUAACGGAGGAACAAUCGAGUGCGAUGAGGAAGAGAUCGAAAACGAUGAAGGAGCGGAAGAAGAUUCCGAUGGUAUGUGGCAGCGACGAUAAUGACAAGAGGAGAGAGGCGGAGGAGGUGAGUGAUGAUGAGUUGAAUCGGCGAGUUGAAGCGUUCAUAAGGAAGUUCAACGAAAAUAUGAGGCGGCAGAAGAAACAAUCACUGAAUCGUUCGCUACGUGAAAUUGGAAACACUGGUAAACCCUGCCAGUGAUCAUAUGUAUGGAACUGUAUACUAUUUUGUGAGUAAUUAGAAUUUAAAAAUAUCUUCCAAAAUCAACUAAUUAAAAUUCCUUUUUCAA